CAGUAGACCAUUGUCAGUUUUAUAGUGUUACUUUUAUAAGUUUACAACAUAUUGUGAAAAUAUUGUAAGAAAUAGAAAUUAAAGGAGGCUUUAAAACAAAUGAUUCAAACACAACUGCAACUGACUAGAACAGACUUCCAGGAAGCAUUAAAAGGGAAAUCCUUAUGCUUCCCCUGGGACCAGUUAAGUUGGCAAGAUACAUUUAAAUACAGGAAUAAAUGACUUGUCCUGGAGAAAACGCUAACACACCAAAGGUAAUCAACGAUAGAGUAAAGGUUCCCUACUUUAUCCCUCUCAGGAUAACAGCUUUGUCAUCUCACCACUCGUAACUUCGCCUACUAACUUGUAAUCACCGCCACUACUCUCAAAAUGCCGACAAUCAUGUCUAAAUUCCUCUCAAAAACCGAACUAACUCUCAACAUCAAUCGCACCAUCCUCUCCAGAGCCCUCUUCUCUGCCGCCCUCUUCGCUUUCAUCUACAAGUUCGUAUUCCCCCAAAUCGUCCGCAGGGACCCCACCACCAGCAACAAGAAUCCAGUCGAAGAGAACAUCCAAGGGCAGAAUGACCCCAAACCCAAGCUGUCGAAGCGGCAGUUCCUGCGUAACGCCAUCCCCGCGUUUGCCCGACAGUUACUUCGGCAGUUCUCCACGAUUAUACCUAGCUUUUUCAAUGACGAAGUCAGACCGAUGGUAAAAAAGGAGGAGUUGUAUGGAAAAUCCGAGAAUUCAAGGGAAAUCAGUUGGUCGCGAAAGACUUUCAAAAAACGCUCUGGGACGACCGAUAAAGGAAAGGAUUACGAACUUUACUUUCUCGCAUAUAUGGCAUUGAAACUUACUCAAAAUGAUAAGAUAAAUAAUUUUCUGAUAUCGUCUAAUAAUGGGGAUUUCGGCGACUUUGACGACGUUGUUUUGGAAAUAGACAAUCCUGGAGAAACAUAUGCAAUACAACUAAAACAUGUGCAGAGAAGUAAAUCUAUCAGUUUAGAAGAGCUUACGACGGCAAGCCCCAAAGCAAAUUUUGGAAUAACAAAAUAUUUUAAAUCUUUUAAAAAAGAAGCAGCAUUGAAAAAAUGCAAGUUAUUUUUAAUGACGAACAUUGACCUAGGCGUCCACGGUACCUUUUCCAUAAACACUAUCGAUAAGCAAGAGAUUAAGGUAGAAGUCAGAGAAACAGAGUGCCCUCUUGACAUAUUUAACAUAUCGCAAAAAGCAAAAUGCUACCAAUUCCAAAUUUUAGAAAGUGAUAAUGUCGAAGAAUUGACAAACGAAGUACGCGACUAUAAAACUUUCUUCGAACAUUUUUUUAUUUAUUCGAAACAACUGAACCUAGAUGAACUGAAAAAAACAAUUAUAUCAGAAUUUGAACUUCUGGUUCCCGAGACAGCAAGAGACGUGUAUCCCCAAUAUAUUAUAUCUUUUAUUAGAGAAUGGAAUACAAUUGAGAAAGAAAAAGAAAAACUCGAUAAAAUAAUGAUGGAACGAUUGUUGGUUCUCCAAAUCGCCACUCCUUCAAUUUGUAGUCUGUCAUUCGAAACAACAAAUAAUAACUCAGAAAAUACUAAGUAUCUACAACAAGCAAUUUCCAAAUUUCACCUGACUGUUUUUAAAAGUGAUUCAUACGAAAAAGUUCGAAGUUUAUGGAGUAAUAUAAAGGACGACUUUAAUAACAAGGCGUCUAUUAAUGAGUUAAACGAAGUCGGAAAGAAAUACCGUAUUAAAAUGGAACCUGUGAAAAAGAUCAGCGAGUUGACUGAUACUGAAUGUGCUAAACUCCUUUGGUUGAUGAAUAAAUGUCCUUUAAUUUUAAAAGAAAGUGUGUGUGUAUACAAAGCUAUAAACAUCUGUAAAGAUCGAACGUUUGUACUGCUUACAACAAAUUUCAAAGAGAAAGAAGUGGUCAACGGUUCAGCUUUUGCUCAUCUGUCCAACAUUGAAGACAACGACGAUUUGACAAAUUUGAAGACGAAAUUUGAAUGCCAGAUCAAAAGUCAAAGAAUCAAGUUAGAAGAACUUAUUAAAGAUGACAAAAAAUUCCGGGAGUUGAUAUCUACAGAUAUAUUAUUAGAAAUGGUUCAGGGGCCUUAUGAGGUUCAAGAAUCAAAAGAAACCACUCAAGAAUUGGAAACAGAAACGUGGAACAACUAUGUUAGUCGAUAUUUGAGUAGAACCUUCGUAGAUAGCAAGUAUUUAGAAAACAUUAAAAGCGAUACAACCAUUUUAGUGUCUUCCUUAAACGAUGAAAAUAUUAAUUGUCUUAAGGGAAUGCUAGAAUUACCACAUAAUGUUAACAGUAAUGAACAUGUUACCUCUCCAAACGAAGAGUAUGAAGUUCUCACAGACAAACCCACAAUAUAUGUCAGCAAGUCCAAAAUUUCCAGUCAAGAUUUUCGAAAAUUUUGUGAAGAUCGAAAUAACGUAAAAAAUUGCCACCACUUUAAGUUAGAUCAUGAAGACAAAACCUUGGAGUGGAUCCAAACAAAAGGUGACAUUUCUGCGUUACAACAAUUUCGUAUUUAUGGCAAGUCUGGGAAGAAUAUUGCAGAAACUGAACUUUCUGAGCUGCACACCGAUAAUAAUUUGCACGUAAUAGCUGACGACCCAGGAAUGGGAAAAACAUACUUUUUGAAAAAACUAAAAAGGGAUGCUUCACUCUUUGCAAUUGUUAUAUCUCGCAAAGAUAUUUUGUCUUUUUAUGCAUCUGGACAAAGUAAAACUCCAAUGGAAGACUUCCUGAUAAAAUCGAAAUUUAAUAUUCGAACAGAUUUUGAUAGUUGUUUUCUAGAAUAUAUGGCAAAGAGGGGACGAAUUAUGUAUCUGUGGGACGGCUUAGAUGAAAUACCUAAAGCCGCUUUAACUGAAGUCAUUGAUACUAUUUUAAGAAUUGCUAAGGGUCCUUCAAUACAGUGGAUAACUUGUCGCACACAUUUGGAAAAACUACUUGAAGAAAAACUUGGUGUGUUGUGCAAACGGACGAUUCGGUUAACAAUUGAUCAACAACAACAGUACAUGGAAAAAAGUUUAGAAAGAAGAGAGAAAUCGUUCGCCCAAAUAUCUAAAAAAAUUAUUUUUGCUGGCCACCAAGACAUGUUUGGAAAUCCACUACAGCUGUUUAUAAUAACUAUGUUACUUAAAAAUAACUUCGAAAAAUACUCUACGAAGUUAGACAAUUUGAAAGUUAUUACUAAUUUGUAUCGGUACUUCGUUGAAGAAAAAUUUCGUUUAAGUAAUCAAGAAAAGGCUGAACUGAAGAUUGCUGCCGAUCAAUAUCAGCAACAAGUUUUUGAAGAUAGCAAAAAAGCUAGAGCGAAAGAUUAUCAAGAAGCAGCUCUCAAGAUCCUUUUAGACGAAAACACUUUCAAUCAGCUUAACCUCAACUGCGAUGAUUUUUUAUCAGAUAUUGCUUCAAAGGGAGAUUAUGCUGGAUUUAUAAGUAGUGUAACAGAAAACAAAUAUCCUAUAUUUGUAAACAAUUCUUAUGUUGAAUAUUUCGCUGCCGAUUAUCUGGUAAACAAUCGGAAAAACAUUCCAAACACCGAACUUAUAAUUUCUAACGUUAAACAUGGCAAUGUUCGCUUGUUCUUCGAUAUGAUGUUAGCGCACAAGUGUCCUGCCCAUAUUGCAGUAUUGGAUCAAGAUUUAAAAGCUUUGAAGCAGUACGGCCGUGAAGAAUUGUGCAGAAAAGAUGACGAAGGAAGAAAUGCUUUACAAUUGGCUUGUACUCGGGGACCACGCUUCCCUGUUCUGCAGAUUGUAAAAAGAAAUAAGACUUACUGUAUUGACGAUUAUUCAGAUUAUAGUUAUGAAACAAACACGAAGUAUGAAGAAAUUUUAAAAUAUUUAUUAAGUCAUUUUCAGAAGCAGGAAUUGGUUGAUAUGAACUGCCUUUCUUAUGCCCAAAAAUAUGACUGCUUAUUUGUCGUGGCUACAAUAAUUCAAACAUGCAGAACGAAGUUUACUACAGUAAGUGACGAAACCGUCUGCAGUAUUUUAUACUAUUGUGUAAAAUAUGAACGAAGAGAUAUUAUCAGUCUGUUAGAGAAGAGCGAACACGUUUUAAACAUCGCUUCAUCUGCAAAGCAGUGGCUAUUUUUUGCCUGUCAGAACGGAGACGAAAAAUUUGUGAACAUUUUGCUUGAUUUUGGAAUGGACCUGAAUUGUGUGGAUGAAGAUGAACGGACACCUCUAUAUUUAGCUGCAUCUAGAGGGCACGACCAAAUUACAAAACUUUUACUCGACAAAGGAGCCAAACUUGAAACUCUCUGUCAUAAUAAAAAUACAUUGCUUCACGCAGCAUGUGAAAGCGGUAACGAGGUGCUUGUGGAGGAUUUCCUAAAACGAGGACUGAACAUAAACGCAUGCAAUGUCGAGGACAUCACACCCCUUCAUUUAGCAUGUUUCAACGGCUCUGAAGAGGCGGUGAAGGUGUUAAUUAAUCAUAAAGCUAAUCUUAGCGCCAUUGAUAAAGAUGGUCGCUCACCACUCUAUUUAGCUCUACUUGAGAAUAAACGCAAAACUGCUAGUUUGUUGAUUGAAUCUGGAGUCGACGUCAAUGCCGUAAACGAAGAAGGCAGAACGAUGUUACAUUUGGUAUCCGAAACUGGUCACACCGAAAACAACCAGGAAAGAAUUGUCACAGGAUUAGUAAAAUUCGGAGCAGAAAUCAAUCGUGGUGAUCAUGAUGGUGGGACGCCGCUUUACGUAGCUUCCUGGAACGGUCACAAUAAAACUGUUGAAUGUCUAGUGAAAUGCGAAGCCGACAUCAAUCAUGCUAAUAAUGAUGAAGACACACCGCUUUAUGCAGCUUCCAAGAACGGCCACGAAGAAACUGUCGAAUGCCUAAUGAAAUAUGGAGCCGAAAUCAAUUGCCCUAAUAAAUAUGGUUGCACACCUCUUUACGCAGCUUCCGAAAAAGGCCACGAACAAGUCGUCGAAAGCCUAGUAAAAUACGGAGCCGAUAUUAAUAGCGCUGAUAAAGUUAAUCAGACACCGCUUUACAUAGCUUCCUCUAAGGGUUACGAAAAAACUGUGGAAUGUCUAGUAAAAUACGGAGCCGAAGUCAAUCGUGCUGAUAAUAGUGGCCGGACACCACUUUACAUAGCCUCUUGGAACGGUCACGCAAGAAUUGUCGAGUGCUUGGCAAAAUGUGGAGCCGAAAUCAAUUGUGCUAAAAAUGAUGGAUGGACACCGCUUUACGCAGCUUCAGUAAACGGUCACGAAAACAUCAUCGAAAGUCUAGUGAAGUACGGAGCCGAAAUUAAUCGAGCUGAUGAUGAUGGUCGGACACCGCUUUAUGUCGUUUGCCUAAAGGGUCGUCAAAAAACUGUCGAAUGUCUAGUGAAAUGGGGGGCAGACGUCAAUUGCGCUAAUAAAAAUGGUUGGACACCGCUUUAUGCCGCUUCUUUAAACGGCCACGAAAUAAUUGUCGAAAAUCUAGUGGAACACGGAUCUGAAAUCAACAGGGUUACUAGUGAUGGUAAGACACCGCUUGAUGCCGCCAUUGGGGGGAAUCGCAAGAAAAUAAUAAGCUUUUUGAAAUCAAAAGGUGCGAAGAGAAACGUCACAGAAGACACGGAUAACUGAAGGAGCAAGUGGAUGAAGGUGUUAAGUUACAAAUUGUAAAGAUUCCGAACAUUGAUGUUUAGUAAAGUAUUGUGUGAAUA
Zophobas morio is the source of this 5660-nucleotide messenger RNA. RefSeq lists its product as uncharacterized. The transcript has 4 exons. NCBI's taxonomy places the organism in Eukaryota, Metazoa, Arthropoda, Insecta, Coleoptera, Tenebrionidae. Gene Ontology annotation, molecular function: protein binding. Gene Ontology annotation, cellular component: T-tubule. The record is from RefSeq and is a predicted model, not a curated record. The coding region runs from base 370 to 5580 and encodes 1736 amino acids. Gene Ontology annotation, biological process: protein localization to T-tubule; regulation of cardiac muscle contraction.